GAUCAAGUUAUAAAUUUGAUUGACGAAUUUUGCUAUCGAAGACAUUGGAUGAUGCACGUGGGGCCCGAAAAGGGGAAGGUUUUGGAAAAUCAUUUAGCGCAGUGCUUGGAUGCGCAUCUUUUGAAAAAUAGAGCGAAGCCUUUUCUUGUCUUGGAGGUCGGAACGUAUUGCGGAUACUCCUCUAUUCGAAUGUGUCGCACUAUACUCUCCAAAUUGAUGGACGCCAAUAAAUGUUUUCAUGUUAUGUCGGUGGAUGUCAAUCCUCACAGCCAGAUGGUUGCAAAGCAAUUGGUUGCUUUGGCAGGGCUAGAAGCAUAUGUUACCUUCGGGCUACUGACCGAUCUAGAGUCGAAUCGCGAUGAGCUGUCGCAAUCUAUUUGGGCACAGGUGGACGUCUUCUCCACAGAAUAUGGCUCAAGUGGUUUAGACUUUGUUUUUCUCGAUCACGACAAAGAUAUGUACCUCUCAGAUAUAGUCCAACUGGAACGAGCGAAAUUGAUCCGCGCUGGAAGCUUCGUAGCCGCUGACAACAUUUUAUUUUUUCGUUUGGACGACUAUCAGAGACAUAUGCAA
Messenger RNA from Phaeodactylum tricornutum CCAP 1055/1, 573 nucleotides. RefSeq lists its product with no specific name. Gene Ontology annotation, molecular function: O-methyltransferase activity. The annotation marks the transcript as partial. The record is from RefSeq and is a predicted model, not a curated record. NCBI's taxonomy places the organism in Eukaryota, Bacillariophyta, Bacillariophyceae, Surirellales, Neidiaceae. The transcript has a single exon.